Molecule: messenger RNA, 666 nt
Organism: Leptosia nina
Lineage: Eukaryota; Metazoa; Arthropoda; Insecta; Lepidoptera; Pieridae
Source: the annotation of a GenBank genome assembly
AUGAAGGCCCUCCUGCCCCUACAUCAGAAGUGGGAUUCGAAUGGGGCUAGAAUUGAGCAAGAAACACCAAAAUCGGAUGCAGAAAAAUUGUUGAAUAACGUGCAAUGCUUUUAUCGUAGCCCAGCCGACGCCAUCAGACGCGCGGCUGCCUUAUCACUAACUAAACUAGAUGAAAUGUCCUGGGGCGUUGUCAAACAGACAGUAUUAGCCAAAUUUUCAAAACCAAAGCUUCUUCAAGACUAUUUCGAUGAGAUAUUGCGAUUCCAAAUAGGAGUUAAGGAGACAGCUUCAGAAGCAGCCCUUCGUUUAUGGAACCUAAUCGAACGAAUACCUAAGACUGUCAUGCCCGAAGAAGUGGUGACUGGAUUCGUUAUCUUUGUGCUCUGUCAGAAGGACAACUUGAUACGACGCGAAUUGAUUGCGCACAAUAUCACAACUCGCACUCAAUUGUUCCGGAUCCUGGGAGGUGUAUCGCUUAAGCGGCGUUCAGACGGUGUCGAAGCUAACGAACCUGAGGCGAAGCGUUUUCGUGCUACCGAAGGGUUCACGGGCAGAUGCAACUUUUGUGGAAUAUCGGGACUGUCUUGCGGAAUGCCGAAAAGUCGUUGCGCUGGUAUCAGUCGAGCCUCGAGACCUCCGAGUACUUCCCGUCCUUGGAGAAAAUGA